AGCUACCAGCCAGCAGAAACAGCAGAUAAAGCCCAGUUGAGCCUCAUGGUUCUCCCUGGGGAAGGUAUGGGAGACCACGCAGAGGAAAAGGCGAGAGCCCCGGGAGGAAAGGGGGACUGUUAGCAGCAUAGGAUUGAGGAGUUGGAAGAGACCUUUAAGACAGCUGGUCAUUAUGCCAACCGGGUGUCCGUGCUAAGUUCGGUAUCAAUAUGGUGACCUCCUGGGAGCAGGAGGCCAUCAGGUUGCCUAAGGAUGGGAGAACUGGCCCAGGUCAGAAAGGAACCAGGUCAGGACUCCCGCACCAAUCGGUACUGGGACUGUGCCUGGGCAAUAUAGCAAGAUCUUGGUUCUUAAAAGUAAAAAUAAAGAACAGCUCAUUCCUCUCUGGGAAUGGGCUGAUUCAGGGUUACACAGUGAGGGUGGGGGCAAAGGUGGGCCCCCAGUACUUCCCUUGUUGGGUUUUCUGAGGACCCCUCUGGCCACCCCUUAGAGGAGAUGGAGGAGGACAUCUGGACAGUGAGGAGGAGGAGGCACCUCGGCCCAUGCAGAACAUCCCAGAGGACCUGGAGAGCCUGGAGGCCAGGUGGCAUUUUUCAACUUCGCUGGAGCCAGUGCCCAGUAGGAGCAAAGGGUGUGCUGGCAGCGCCUGGCUCACCCAGUGGCCUCGUCCCAGAAGGAGCCAGAGGCAGUGGCCCAGCCAUAGGGACUGGGGGUGAGUCUAUGUGUGGGGAGACCCACCGGCCCUGCACGGGACCAUGGAGAAGCUGCAGGUGAGUAGAUCCUGGUAUUGGCCAAGACGGGUGGGGGCGGGGCAAGGCAGGUGGCUUCUGAGAUGUGACCCCAUUAUUUUGGCUCCAGAGCGGCUUUAUGGACCUCCUGAAGGAGAAUGUGGACCUGAAGGAGUGGGUGGAGAAACUAGAGCUUGGAUUCAUACACCUCUAAGGAAAGACAGAUACCAUGAGAAAGUACAUCACCCCAGAUGGGAGCCAGGGGGCAGUGCCAAAGAUGCGGCACUGGGAGAGGAGGACAUCAUCAGGCUGGCCCAGGACCAGGAGGAGAUGAAGGUGAACCUGCUGGAGCUGCAGGGACAGGUGUUGCGGCUUGUGGGCGACCACAACAAGGGGCACGACAAAUUCCUGACCACUGCCCAGGGUCCUGGUGAUCAGCCCGCUCUAGGAGCCCCAAUCCCCCAGGAGCUUGGGUGUGCUGACAAGCAGGGUGAUCUUCGUGAGGUGAGCCUCACUGACAGCGUGGAGCCUGCACCAGGAGAGGCCAGAGAGGGUUCUCCCCACGACAACCCCACUGCACAGCAGAUCGUGCAGCUGCUUCCUCUAACGCAGGACUCCCCAGGAGCACCGAGGCUUGGGCAGCAACCCCUGCAUGACCGAGGCUUCUGGGCAGCAACCCCCUGCAUGCCAUUCUUUUCACCGUGCCGAGAUCAGGGAGAUAAACAUCACCAUCAUCUAAGAGCUGGUCAAGAAAUUUAA
Messenger RNA from Chlorocebus sabaeus (green monkey), 1487 nucleotides. RefSeq names its product golgin subfamily A member 8A-like. Gene Ontology annotation, biological process: Golgi organization. Gene Ontology annotation, cellular component: Golgi apparatus; Golgi cisterna membrane; Golgi cis cisterna. Lineage: Eukaryota; Metazoa; Chordata; Mammalia; Primates; Cercopithecidae. The record is from RefSeq and is a predicted model, not a curated record. Gene Ontology annotation, molecular function: protein binding.